Messenger RNA from Bursaphelenchus okinawaensis, 1773 nucleotides. The record is from the annotation of a GenBank genome assembly. NCBI's taxonomy places the organism in Eukaryota, Metazoa, Nematoda, Chromadorea, Rhabditida, Aphelenchoididae.
AUGAUUCAAAAUGGCAGAAUCGCUGAUACUUUGCAUCUUGGUGGACAUAAUGCGACUCUGUUAGAAGUUGACUACACAAUACCACCAGGUUCAGUAAAGUCAGUACGACAUGCCAACUACUGGCCAGUGUCUAUUGACCUUCCUGACCGUGUACGUGAGAUCAUAUACCAUGGUGACUUACUAUCGUUUGGUAUCUACAAUGAGUACAGAUCGUUCAAAGAGUUCUUUAAACUCAACGAGCGAUAUUGUUUUGGUAAGUAUAACUACGUUUGAAAUGUUUAUUGUUGAAGUUUCAAUAUAACAAACAACCCUAUCUUUCACUAUAGUAAAACUAUACCAGAUUUACUGUACUUUAAAAUAGAUCAGUCAUGAUAAAACCCAAAAAAUAUUCAAAUCUGUUUUAGCCCUUCUAAGAAACCAAGAACUAGUGGAUCAAAUCAAAGCCCAGAACUUUGAUGCCAUCGUUUACGAACAGUACGACUUCUGCCCCAUGGUAAUCGCCCAUCUUCUGAAGAUAGAAGUCAGAAUCUGGACAGCCAGCUGCCCCAUGAUAGCUCAUCAAGUAGCCAUAUUGGGAGUACCAUUCGAAGCCAGUUAUGUCCCAGCUUCCAUGAACAACCCAACUGGGGACAAGAUGAGCUUCACGGACAGAUUCUGGAACAUCGUGAGGUUGUGGACGAUGUGCUCUGUCCAUAUCUGGUCGUGGGAUGAGUUCGAUGUUACACUGAAGAGAAUGUACGGUGAUGACUUCCCAAAAAUCGUGGACAUAGCCAAGACAGCUGAUGUCACUUUCAUUAACACUGAUGAGCUGAUUGAUUUCCCACGGCCAUUACCUCCAAAUGUUGUUCAUGUUGGAGGAUUGGGUGUAGAAGCUGGUCAUCAGGAACUAGAAGCACCAUUCUCAGAUAUUAUGACAAAAGGAGACAAAGGAGUGGUACUGUUUUCAUUGGGAUCCGUGGUAGAUACUCGGUAUCUUCCUGACGGUUAUCUGAAGAAUGCCUUUGAUACUGUAGCCAAGUUCAAAGAGUACUACUUCAUAGUUAAAUUGAGUAAAAAUGACCAAAGAAACGCUGAUUACGCUGCCAAGUACGACAAUGUCUACGUGAAUGAUUGGAUCCCACAAGCUGGAGUUUUGGGUAAUAAUAGUCAUUUUAAAACUUCAAUUUAUUAUACAUAUUUAGACAAUGUGAAUUAGAGUUACAGUCGUUAUAACAUUUUGCUUCAUAACGUUUCAUAUCAAAAAAUAAACCUCUCCUUUCAGCCCAUCCCCGCCUGAAACUUUUUGUCUCCCACGGUGGCUACAAUAGCAUCAUAGAAGCCGCUACCUUUUCCGUUCCCAUGAUGUUAAUAGGAAUCGUCUUCGACCAGCCUCGAAAUGCACGACUGGUCGAGAGAAACGGAUGGGGACUGAGUUUGGACAAGACUUUUUUGAAGCACGGUCCAGAAGAAUUCGAGCAGAAGCUUGUGGAGAUGCUGACCAACGACAAGUACAAGAAGAACGCCGAGAGAAUCAACCGGUUGAUGAGGACCAAGCCUCAGACUGGUGAACAAAAGUUCUUGUCCUACAUCAAGUUCCUGGAGGAGAACGAUGGGCAUCUGCCUGAACUCAAGUCGAUCGCCAGUGACUUGAGUACUGUAGAAUACCACAACUUAGACAUCUUGGCCGUAGCAAUCGCUUUAGUUGUUUUAGUUUUGUUAAUUGUUUUUACGGGUUUAUUGUCUGUGCUAAAGCUUUUAAAAUCUUGUUUUACAUCAAAAAGUAAGCAAGAAUAA